GUGGCGAUAGUGACGGAAGUAGGGGUACAAAGUUUGGUUCGAAACUAAACACUCCUUGCUUGUAGGAAACACUGUCUGCACAAGCUCAAGCUCAAGCUGUAGCUCAAGGACACAAUCACAUCUUCGCAGCGCACGAGGGAGUGUGUGUGUGAUUGUGCUUGAGACGGAGUAAACCUUCACAUUGAUAAUGAAAUUCGUUUACGCUGGCAUCUUGUCCAACCGUGGCUUAAUAAUAAUAUUAUUAUUAAUAAACGGACCUGGAAGGAUGCAGCUAUGAAAAAGUCACCUCAUAAGCAUCGGAUAUCAAGUUUAUUGCUACCAUGGCACCGGCCGAGGCUCAUUGGAACAUGUGGGAACAUGAUGCUAUUCACUCUGGGCAUGUUUGUGUCGACUGUCUUUUACCUACUGGAAUAUACGUGAAGCUCGCAAUACAGAGUGAUGCUACGCUUGGUGAGAUCAAGAUGGAGCUGUGGUCGCAGGCGAGAUGGCAUCCACUGUACAUUGACUUGCAGGAGAAGAGCAGCUACAUCUUCUCCUGCAUCAACCAGCAGGCAGAACAUGAGAUGCUGGUCGAUGAAACACAGAGACUGUCCGAGGUGCGACCCUUCAUGUCUGUACUCAAGGUCAUUGAGCAUAAGGAGGCAAAAGCGGAGCGACUGUUAAACAAUAAGAUCGGCAACAUCAUCGGAAAAGGACUGCACGAGUUUGACCAACUUCACAGCGACGAGAUGGACGACUUUCGCUGGAAGAUGCGGGAUUUCUGCGAGAAUAUAGCAAGAUCUCGUACCAUGAAGGAUGAGUUGGAGUUGCUAUGGCAACAGUUUCCCGCGGAGCUGGAUGACUCUCUGCCCCGGAUUGUGACUCCCAUCAGGGUGCAGAUAAUAUUCGGCGAGGCCCAAUCGACGUUCGUCUUUCAAGUGGACAGCAGCAGCAUGCCACGGCAGCUGAUACAGUGCGCCAUCGACAAGCGGCAGAAGCUAGGAGAGCGGCUGGGUGAUGCGUACAGCUUCGUUCUCCGUGUCUCAGGGCGGCGCGAGUAUCUCGUGAGAGAGUGUGAGCUGUGGGAGUACAAGUACAUCUACAAUAAGACAAACUCCAGUGAAACUCCCCAACUCGUCAUGGUUGAAAUGCAGAGUCUCUGGGGGAAUGAAGAAGAGGACAUAUAUGGCAUUGAGGACAUAGUGUUGAAACCGCACCCGCCGCAGAACGUUCAGCGGGAGCAGCCACCGUCGUUCUGUCUGUGGGACAUCACCGAUAAGUUCCACAUAACCGUGCAUCAGAUACUAAACCUCAACGUGCAACGACUGGAGGAUUCCGACAGUCACACAACAGGCAGUUCGGUUCAGCUGCUGGCUGGACUGUACCACGGCCGGGAGAGUCUGUGUGAGAACGUCUACUCACGAGAGGUACACGUCUUCAACGACUCCGCUCACUUCAAUGAGGACAUCGUGUUUGACAUAGAGGUACGGCACCUACCGAGAAUAACCAAGCUGUGCUUUGCCGUGUUUGAAGUACCGACCGGCCGUGACAGGAAGAAGCGAAAGAUGGAAGGCACGCCGUUAGCGUGGGUGAACACGACCGUCAUGGACUACCUAGCGCGACUCAGGACCGGCUCCCUCGUCAUCAAGAUGUGGAAGUAUCCCCAGGACACCGAUCAGGAAGAGUACCUGCAACCCCUCGACUAUAUGAAAGCACUACUACAGGCGUGGCAUCCAUUAAAACCUGAGGAGGCGAUGGAACUGCUGGAUUGUAACUACGCAGACAUGUGCGUCCGCCGGUUUGCCGUACAGAGCAUGGAAUCCAUCAGCGACGUCCAGUUGAUGCACUACCUACUGCAGCUUGUACAAGCUGUGAAACACGAAUGUUACCAUGAGAACGACCUCGUCGAAUUCCUCCUGAAGAGGGCGCUCAACAACAUGCACAUCGGCCAUCACUUCUUCUGGCUUCUCAGGUCUGAGAUGCACGACCCGACGAUUAGCGUGCGAUUCGGUGCGAUCCUGGAGGCUUAUUGCCGCGGCAACAUCCGCCACAUGAAGUCACUCGCCAAGCAGCUGGAGGCGAUGAAGAAGAUGGAGGCGCUAAGCAACAUGCUGAAGAGCGACGACAACCGACAGAAGGAUGUCAGAGAUGUAAACAUGAAAAGCUACCUGGCAGAAAAGUCCGUGCAUGAAACGCUGUCUGAAUUCGUCUGCCCAUUGUUGCCGAGUUACCAGCUAAAAGAUCUCAAUCUGGAUAAAUGCAAGAGCAUGGACUCCAAGAUGCGGCCUCUGAUGUUGGUCUUCUCCAAUCAAGAUCUCUAUGGCGACGACAUCAAGAUUAUCUUCAAGAGUGGAGACGACCUGCGACAGGACAUGCUCACACUGCAGCUCAUUCGACUUAUGGAUCAGAUUUGGAAGUUGGAAGGACUUGAUUUCAGGAUGAUUCCGUACGGAUGCCUGACGACGGGUAAGAACGUAGGUCUAAUUGAGGUCGUGCAGGAGGCAAGCACGAUCGCUAACAUCCAGAAGGAGUACAGCGGCGUCAGCGGCGCGUUUCAGAAGGAAUCUCUAUACAAGUGGCUGAAGAAGCAUCACCCGCUCGAGUCCAGCUUGAACAAAGCCAUAGAGACGUUCACUUCAUCCUGUGCUGGGUACUGUGUCGCCACCUACGUGCUAGGCAUCGGUGAUCGUCAUAGCGACAACAUCAUGCUGUGUAAGACUGGACAGCUGUUCCACAUUGACUUUGGCCACAUUCUCGGCAAUGUGAAGCGAUUCAUGUACAAUAUCAUCAAACGAGAGCGAGCACCCUUCGUACUCACGCACGACUUCGUGUUCGUCAUUACUAAAGGCCGAACGAAGAGAACAACCGAAUUUACUUGGUUCCAGCAGCGCUGUGAGAAGGCAUUCCUCAUCCUGCGUAAACACAGUCACCUCCUCAUCUCUCUCUUCGCAAUGAUGCUCUCAACCGGACUGCCAGAGCUACGCAAACCUGAAGACCUCAACUACCUGCAGGAGACGCUGUGUUUAGAUCGGAGUGAGGAGGAAGCCUUGCAACACUUCAAGACCAGCUUUAAUAACGCGCUGAAGAACAGCUGGUCAACAUCUCUCAACUGGGCAGCACACAACCUCAAGCGAAACAACAAGUAGUCCUAGCCGUGCAGCAACAUGUCGGGUGAGCGGGCGACAACGCGUGAAGCGAUCGAGCGCGUAGGAUGUUCAGCGUGAGCACAUGACAACGUGAAGUCUGUCUACGAACGUGAAGAUGCGUCUAAGAACAACCGCAAGGUUGUUCAGGAACUCUGGCACACCAAAUGUUCAUUUCGCCCGGUUGGACAACGAGGAUGUGUAUAGAUGGCAACGUUUACGUUAUCAACUGCCUGAAGGAAAUAACGGAAGGAAAGCACCCAUGAGGUGUUAACCUCAUGUUCCUUUUGGUCGUUGCCUAACGUCAUGGCCCACCAUGUUUUUUUUAUAUAUAUGCAAAGCUGUAUAUACUAGGAUGCUAUGUUGGAUCAACUAUGGUUACAUUAUUUGGUCAUUAUAGAUGACUUUACACUACACAAUUGAAGAUAUUUUGUGAUAAUCGCUUUUUAGCAGAACAAUGCAGUGGGAGCGCGUGACAGUAUAUGGUUUGUCUGUAGUGUUGAUCCCAACGGCCAAAAAGUAUAGAUUUUAUAUGGUUAUAUAUAGACAUAAUUCUAUAUAGGUAUGUAUAUAGAAAGCUCAAGUUAUUUGCGUAGAACAAUCAGCGGAGUCACCACUGUGUGGCUGGCGUUGGAUCACGUGGUGCAAUAAAUAUCUGUGGAUAAAUAUCACCGUGCUAACGGGUUUGAUGAUAGGUGGCCUUGCAUGUUACUGGAUGUUUUAUCUCGAUUUAGCCAAAGUUUUAUUAUAAUGCGCUCCUUUUAUAGAUAGGCAGCCCAUGGCCGUGUACAGUGUUCUGUUAGGUUCUGUAAUGUUGUAUCAUUGUGCCCUGUGUGUUAUCUAUCAUAGUGUAAAUGUUAUAUUGUUACAUCUUGAGUUGUAUCAUUACGCAUUCUGAAGUAUCAUUGUGCUCUGAGGGAUAUUUCAUCAUAUCUUGCAUAAUAUCAUGGGCACAUGACCUGUUACGUGUUGCGUAGCUGUUAAUAUGUGUGUUUUUGUGUUAUAUCAUUCAGUUUCGUGUCGUGUCGUUGCAUUCCGUGUGAUAAUUCCAUUACGUAACACGUGAUAAUAAGCAGAUGAUACGCGUCAUGAUUUCCACGUGUAUUCUUGAUGGGAAAUAGGGAAUUGUCAAGUGAAAGUUAAUUACUAUGUGAUAUAAUCGAUGAUCACCAGGUGAUAGGAAAAUUAAUUACAAUGUGAUAUGAAUACUGAUUAUCAGUUGAUAGGAAAGUCAGUUACAAUGUGAUACAGGUAUGGAUUGUCAGGUGAUAGAAAAGUUACUAGAUUAUAGAAAAAUUGUUUAAGAAAAGUUAAUUAUCGGUUAAAUUUCUUGAUGGAAUCACUAAAGCUCCAAACAGUGUUGGACACAGACCCCUACAUGGAAUGUUAUAUAAAUUGUCAGGAAGUGUUGCGGCAGCAGUCAACCGACGUAUGUUUACCGCUAUCUAUGCAAUCAAGUGCACAUAAACUGUAUAGUUUAUGUAGAAGCAGUUCGUGUGCUUUUGGUGUAGUCUGUUGUCUUUGACAGAAAAGCUAUAUACAGUUUUACAAUCUCAUGUACGAAACCCUGAGGUCAAAUGCGUUUCGAUAUUCGGAGCUUUUCGCUUUUAGCAUUAUAUAAUGACAUCGGAGCGGGUUAUGUGGCAGUACCCUGUAAGCAAACACACAAAUGUUUCAGCAGCAAACCGUGUGAAUAUUUACACUGAGCUGGAUUACAUAAAGACUGUAAAACAUAUUACAGUUGUUAUGUCACAUGUCACGUACAUAUGUGUCAUGUCGUGGUGCACGAGUCACACUUUACGAAAAACAUUUCGGUUUUCGGAGCUUUUCGAAUUUCGGAAUAGCGGAUGUGGGAUUGGGAAGGACCGGUAAUUGAAUUUGGUAUAAUAUUGCUCAAGCACACACCUGUUUCUUUAUAUAUUACGUGUGUGCGCGUGCCUACUUAUGUGUAUGUGCGCGUGUGUGUAUGUGUGUACACACUUGUACAUCUUCAUAGUAUAGAGAGUGUCUAGAGAUCUUUAUCUAUAGAUUGUUUACAGAGAGUAUCCGAUUCUACCGGUGAUAAUGCAUAUACACAUAUAUAUAUAUAGUUAUGCAUAUAUAUAUUACAUAUAGUAUAGUUACUAUGCCUGACUGCCUGAAGGCAUGUCCCGUACUGGCCACCGUGAAUGUAUGGCCGCUGUGUGGUUCUCUUCAUACCUCCUGAGUGAUUGGUUUCCCUACUAAAGUCCUCUCCAUGUUAUAGUCUCUACAUCUCUAAUAUCCAUCAUUUUCCUUCCCUAAGUUAUGUCAUCAGGAGAACAGUUACCAUGACUACUCAGGUACAUAUACGUAACGGUACGGAUAACAUGUAAUAAACAUGCUAAACAGGCGUAUAGCUAAUAUAUUGAGCGGGUUCUAUGAUCGUUCUGAUAUAAUUCGUAUUGCAAGUUGUCCAUACGAAAAAUACGAAGUAAGCGUUUGUAAUAAAGUUGAGCAUUUGUCGUGACGUGGAAGCUUUGAUAGCGACAGUGUGUGUGAUUGACAUCAUUGGUCGAUAGCAGUGGGUAUGACAGUCAGACGAUCGAUAAAUAUUGAUAAUCGUGGUGGCGCGUGAUAGGAAUAACUAAUAGAAUGUUCGUAAUAGCAUAACUGCGUAAUAGCAUAAAACUGUGUCUCAUGAUAGCAUGAAACUAUUGUCACGUUAGAGCGCAGAGCCGUAGGCUGAGCAAAUUUCUAGGAAGGGUAGUGGCAGAUCCAUGAUUUUAAGGAGGGGUGACAAACUGGUGGGGGGUCUGGGGGUCCUCCCACAGAAAUCUUUGAAAAUGUAGAUAGCAGGAGAUGGUAUUUGAGGCACUUUUAAGUACAUGUACAGCCUUCAUUCUGACUACGACUUUUCUUUAAGUAGAACAAUUUUUUGUUUUUUUUGUUCCAAAAUCUAGGGGGGCCUGGAGCAUUAUGGAUGUUCUAUAUGUGUGCUCAUGGCGAUAGAACAUGGAUUGUGAUGUGUACGCCUUUUGCUGCCCCCUCCCCACACACAUAGAUUAACGCACAAUUGCAUCCUUUUUCAGGUUACAUAGAAUUGUAGUAGCAUUCUACGGAUAAUACUUGUUCAUUAUGUAGUAAUAGACAUUUUAUUCCAUGUGUUUGUCUGUUAAUGCCAUGAAUUUACCAAUCUAUAACUGUCGAUGCGUUUCUCUCUCUCUAUCUCCCCCCCCCUCUAUCUCUAUUUUUCUAUUCCUCUCUCUUACCCGUCUCUCUCAAACUGUGUUUAUAGAUAUCCGCUGUUCGUAAACAGUUCGCACAUAACGGUUUGUUAUAUAAUAAAACAAAGAGCAUGGGUAUUCAUUCACAUGAUUGCGGUUUCAUGUGUGAUCAGGGUUUUCAACACUCCUGUGGUUUCGUUUUUCAUAAAUGUUAAUGCUGGGGGCAAUUUGGGGAAAUGUUUCAGUAUUAAGUGCUUUCAUUAUCGAUCCUUUGUUAUGAGUCAUAGAGUUUUGACAGUGAUGACAUAUGUUAAUUUGUAAGUUAAAACUACGUUAAGAAUAAAUAGACAAAUCGAAUAUUUUUGACACUGAAA
Molecule: messenger RNA, 6681 nt
Organism: Priapulus caudatus
Lineage: Eukaryota; Metazoa; Priapulida; Priapulimorpha; Priapulimorphida; Priapulidae
Product: phosphatidylinositol 4,5-bisphosphate 3-kinase catalytic subunit beta isoform-like
Exons: 23
Coding region: 321-3125 (934 amino acids)
Biological process (GO): phosphatidylinositol-3-phosphate biosynthetic process; phosphatidylinositol-mediated signaling; phosphatidylinositol 3-kinase/protein kinase B signal transduction
Cellular component (GO): plasma membrane; cytoplasm; phosphatidylinositol 3-kinase complex
Molecular function (GO): 1-phosphatidylinositol-3-kinase activity; 1-phosphatidylinositol-4-phosphate 3-kinase activity
Source: RefSeq, a predicted model, not a curated record